CAACAAGAAAAAGCAAACAAAAGAAAAAAUCAUUUUAUUUAUCACUUCAUCUUUUGAAUUUUAGACGGAGUCCAAGCGGAAGUUCUCUCAAACUAACGGGAAUAGACGGCGGAUUCCAACAUUGUCCGUCAAUUCCCUUUAGUAUUCAUGGAAUAUUCCGUCACAUUAAUGGCGUCAAAUCCACCGUCUUCAUCUUCUUCUUCGUCUGCCUCUUCUAUUACCCGUUAUUUCUCAGAAAGGCAACAAGAAAGAAUAUUCAAUAGAAUAAUCCAAUGUUUUUGAUACUCAAACACGAAUCUUUUUCUUCUCCUUCUUCCUUAAAUACCCUCAUCCUUUUUAAUCCCCUUUCCUCAUCAACAAUCUCCACAAUCCCAUCUAUAUCCUCCUAAUUUCAUCUUCUUCUUCUUCUUCUUCUAUCUUAUUACAUUACUCUGUUUCUGUUUGAUCAUCAACAAUGGCUGCUAUUAAAGCUGUUCAUGUUUCUGAUGUACCACAUCUUGAUCAAGUUACUGAAAAUGCAUCUAUCUAUACGAACCGAUUCAAUAAAGGAAUCGAUUGUGUUAAAGCUACACUUACGCCACCGAAGUUUUGUGUUAUUGGGCAUAGAGGAAGUGGUAUGAAUAUGUUAUACUCAUCUGAUAACAGGAUGAAAGCUAUCAAAGAGAAUUCAAUCAUAUCUUUUAAUAACGCCGCUAAGUUCCCCGUCGAUUUUGUUGAAUUCGACGUUCAGGUGACAAAAGAUGAUAUACCGAUCAUUUUCCAUGACGAUCUAAUCUUCAACGAAGAAAAUGGCACAAUUUCUGAGAAAAGAGUUACUGAAAUUACUUUAGCUGAGUUUCUCAGCUAUGGACCUCAAAGAGAGCCUGGAAAUGCUGGUAAAUCUCUGGUUAGAAAGACUAAAGAUGGUAGAAUUUUCAACUGGAAAGUUGAAAAUGAUGACUCUCUAUGCACUUUGCAAGAGGCAUUUCAGAAGGUUAAUUCAUCUUUGGGAUUCAAUAUCGAGUUGAAGUUCGAUGACUAUGUUAUCUACAAGGAGGAAGAGCUAGUUCAUGCUCUUCAAGCAGUCUUAAAAGUGGUGUUCGAGUAUGCCAAAGAGAGACCUAUUAUCUUCUCAACGUUCCAACCAGAUGCUGCACGGCUAAUCAGGAGUUUACAGAAUACGUAUCCUGUUUAUUUCUUAACAAACGGCGGAAAUGAAAUUUACUCAGAUGUAAGAAGGAAUAACUUGGAUGAAGCCAUAAAAAUGUGCCUAGAGAAUGGCUUGCAAGGGAUUGUAUCAGAAGUUAAAGGCAUCUUCAGAAAUCAAGAAGCUGUGCCUAGGAUUAAAGACGCUCAUCUUUCGCUAUUAUCCUACGGUCAAUUAAAUAAUGUGGCAGAAGCAGUUUACAUGCAAUAUCUAAUGGGUGUUGAAGGGGUAAUUGUGGAUUUUGUUGGGGAGAUAACAGAAGCAGUCUCUGAUUUGAUACAAGUGAAAAAGGAAGAGGAAAAGAGUGGGGAAGCAGCAUCAGUAGGAGAAGAAUUAGGGAAAUUACAAGUGACGAAUAAAAGACCCAACUUCACACAAUUGGAACUAACAUUUUUACAGAAGCUCAUUUCCCAAUUGAUACAACAUUGAAAUUUUAUAUGCCAGGGCUAGAAAAAAAAACAACAUGCAUUUGAGGCCCUUUAUACUAACACGGCAAACCCAUUAUAGUUUGGGACUUUUUUUUUUCUCUCUUUGUUGCCUUUCCUUUUCCCUGUUUUUUCUACUACUUUUUGAGGAAGUACUAGUGUGGAGAAGUAUUGCAUUGUAUGUAUAUUAAACCUACUGAUUUAUGUUCAUCAGUAAAAUCUAUCACUGAAACAUUUAUCCAAGUUCUUAAGAAAUGAACGAGUGGAGUUUCUUAUCCUUUUUGUUGUCGUUGAGUGGGUUUUGCAACGGCAGUUUAGCUCCGGGUUUUGUGAUUGGUUUUA
Molecule: messenger RNA, 1953 nt
Organism: Papaver somniferum (opium poppy)
Lineage: Eukaryota; Viridiplantae; Streptophyta; Magnoliopsida; Ranunculales; Papaveraceae
Product: glycerophosphodiester phosphodiesterase GDPD2-like
Exons: 5
Coding region: 455-1615 (386 amino acids)
Biological process (GO): glycerophospholipid catabolic process
Molecular function (GO): phosphoric diester hydrolase activity
Source: RefSeq, a predicted model, not a curated record